UUUAAAAAAUGUUGAAAUGUAAAUGUUAUGAAAUUGACGGUAAUUUGUUAAUAAUUUUAGAAUGAGAACACGUCAAAAUGAAAUGCUAGCAGCCGAUGUCGUCUUCGAUUCAACGGUACAGAGUAAUAAGUUAUUUUUUUGUUUCGCAGUGUGUUCGCAAUAUCGAUGCUAAACAAUCUACUUGAGAAACUUUAAAGUGGCUAAUAAUGGCGUUUUCACUGAGGAAAAUGUUUUCAAAUAUAACUUAUUUUAAAAAAUCGGACGCUGAGGAACCCGAACCGAAUGUGAAAAUACGUCGGCACACAUAUGUAGUAGAAGAACCUUUCAAUGUAAAUUACGAGUCGACAGAAGCAGAUUCAACGUCUCGACAGUGUACUAGCCUAAACCUUCCCGAAACAGUGAAAAAUUUGGCCGAAAAAAAAAGCUCUUUCUCAGACACGGAUUUGUUAAAUUUAAAAGUCGCAACGCCAAUUCGCAAAAAGCGUCUGUGUAAAAAACUGAAAUUGGAUGUAAAAAAAGCAAGUCAAUCGAUGAAUACAUUAAAUUGUGACAGCAAUGUUGAAAACACUCCAAAGCAUGUACAUUUAGAAUGCAAGAGCUCCGAUGUCUUCAGCGAGAGAUUCCGAGGAUUGGACUUCAAUAAAUCCUUUAAUUUAAUUGAUGCUUUGUCCGAUGAUCAAUCGUCGUCACCGUUUGAGGAAGAUUUUGAUAUAGAGUCACUCUCGGAACACUCAGAUUCAGAUAUAUCAAUGCCUACUAAUAAGUCUUCCAUAAAGAUGUGUCGUAAGGUUUCAGACAGCCAAUCUAGUGAUGAUAAACAAAUAGUUCCAUCAGUUAGCAUUGAAUCAUUUGCAGACAUAGAAGUGGAUAGGAAUGAAGAAGAGAGAGUCAGGUUACUCGACAACUACCGAACAAAACUAGAAAAGUUAGAGUGUUUUAUGAAAAAGCUGCUCAGUGAAUUCCAAUUUCACAUUGAAGUAUCUAAAGUCUUCAAUUCUAGGUCCCACAUCUCAUCAAUACCGGAUAAUAUAGAUGACAUACCUAAAAUGCUAAAAGAAAUGAUGGAUGUCAAUAAAACCACCAACAAAAAUAGUUUAUCAGAUUCCUGGAAUAUUAUUCUUGAAAAGGAGGAUAGCAAAACGAAAUAUAAAGUAAAAAAGCAUUUGUUGUCUAUGAAGCGGUUUAUAGAUGAGUUUGUACGUUCGAAUUUGCAAAACUCCGAAAAUUCAGAUACUGAUUCUAAAAUUCGCACUCGACCUGUCAAAAAAUGCCAACGAUAUGUGCCUAAACAUGCAAAUAUAAGUCGUAAGAAGAAAAUCAAACAUUUUGAUUUCCCAGAUUUGAGAGAAGCCAUGUUAAAUUUAUUUAAUCUGGAUGAUCAAACACAUGAUACUACCAUUGAUAUAAGUUCUUCAGAAGAGUCGGAUACAUCUAAAUGUAUGUGUAAGUGCCAUAAUACUUCCUCUGAUACUGAUUCAGCAGCAACAUCAACUGUUAAUGACCAAUCAAUGUCCAUAACAUCAUCUAUAGGUAACUUUUCACUCGAUUUAUCGGAAUUAACCGCCUAUUCUGAGUCCCUAGAUCAAAUUGUGAGCUAUAAUAGCUUCCAAGAUACUAGUUUGUAUGGGACACUGCUACAAAAAGCUGCAAUUGAACGAAUUUCAUUCUACGUUCAAGUCCACAGCAUACAAUUAAAAUGCGAACCUGACCUGGAGUUUGAAUCGAGGAAUACUCUAACAUUUCACUGUCCGCCUUGCAAAGAUAUUCAAAUGGAAGAAAAUGGUUUAUUGAGACAUAUUCUAAGUUUGUCGCACUGUGAGAAAAUUCAUUUUCUAUAUAAAACUGUGUAUAUCAAGAAAUGUGUUGCAGCAGGAAAAGAGAUACAGCCUAGUACAGUGUUAAAUCCAAUGAAAAUGUACAGAGAUGACAAUAAAAUUGUCUGCUUUGGUGAUGCAUUAUAUGCAUGUACAUUAUGCUUUGAGAAUUUGAUUGUCGGAGAGUCUGUGCUUAUGACACACUGUUGCGAGCCUCAGCAUAUUGAGAGAAAGGAGAAACUAGCUGAAAUCAUAGGUUAGUGCGGUACAAUCAGCUUUCAUAAUUCAAAGGUUGUGUUUAUGUCAUUGCAAGGAUGUAGCCAUGAUAUACUUAGGAUUAAGGCCAGGUAUGUAGGUCAUAGAUAACGCACAAAAUUAAUUUUAAAUUUAAAAUCAACAUUUGAGGUAGAACAUGUAGAUUUUGCUAUUUUCUUAAUUCCAGCAGAACUUGAA
Pararge aegeria (speckled wood butterfly) is the source of this 2267-nucleotide messenger RNA. RefSeq lists its product as uncharacterized. The transcript has 2 exons. Bases 207 to 2075 code for a protein of 622 amino acids. NCBI's taxonomy places the organism in Eukaryota, Metazoa, Arthropoda, Insecta, Lepidoptera, Nymphalidae. The record is from RefSeq and is a predicted model, not a curated record.